AUGACACUGUCUUGCCUGGCAAAUGGGUCUACUUGCGUGCUUACUCAGUACAGAACCAAUAUGUUUGUUACUCCAUUUGUUUCUUAUGCAGUUUGUAUUCAGUGUAUGGGGAGAGACAGGGCCCAUUGCUACUGCUUGUCUUCCAGAAGCAGCAGAGAAAGCUUUCUUCUUGGCUCUGAACCACUAGCAGAUAUUCCCAGACGAAAACGAAGGUAUAGUCACAAAGCUUAACAGCUCUUUUUGAAUGCAGGCAUGAAAUCCUGGUGGAGAAUUAAAAUAUCCUCUCUUCUGAUAUUAAGAGGCCCAGCAUUUCCUCUUUGCAAAUAUCUCACUGUGUAGGUUGAAGGAGAGGCCAAGAGUCCUGCAGUUCUGCUCCAGGGUCCCAGCUAAGCAGGAAGCAAAAUUAAGAGGCCUCCUCGAAGGCCCACGGGCAAAGGAUAAUCAUCUUUGUGGCACAUUUUUACAGUGUACCAGGAACUUUUACAGUGUUCGCCUCAUUAUGACCUCAGCUCAACCCUGGGAGGUAGAGGUUAGGCCCAAGGUUGUCUGGCUCAGCAGUAAUGUGAUGUGAAGUCUCCUACAAUCAAACCCAGCACAGAUUUGAGCAUCACAUCACUACCCCUUUGCGAUUUAAUUGGAUUCUAUACAGCUCAAGUAUCUCAUUAGCAAUGUACUUCAGAGACCACUGACUUUGGCUACACCUCUGUUCACAAAGUGGGCACAUAUUUAUAAUAUAUUUAACUGGGGGGGGGGAUCCAGGCACUACAUUUUUUCAGGAAGGAGAAAGCAAGACAUACAUAUCAGUGUCCCUUGUAGGUUUACUCAAGAGCAAAUUUCAUGUAGUUCAAUGGGAUUUACACCUAAAUAAAUGUGCCAAUAGAUGCAACACAACCCUCUGUCAGAAAUAUGCAGAAUGGCCUGAUUGGUCUCUUAAGAGACCAGUUAUUACAUUUAUAUCCCACCUUUCCUGCAAAGAUCUCAAUAGUUCUCCUCUCUCCCAAUUUUAUCUUUAUAACAACCUUGUGAGGUAGGUUAGCCCGAGAAAUGGUGACUGGCUGAAGGCCAUCCAGUGAGCUUCAAGGCUGGGUGGGGAUUUGAAGCCUAGUUCUCCAGGCCAUAGUUAACAAUGUUAAGCACAACACUACAUCGAUUCUCUUAAGAUGUCAUAUCACUUUUUAGUAAUAAAACAUCCUACGUUUCUAAAACUUGAUGCACUAAGGCUCAGAUUUACUGGAACCCACACCUUUCAACUUGGGACCUCUUCCCUAAUUCACAAAUGCACAAGCGAUCUGUGUGUGUCUGUGUGCAUGGUUUCACACAUGAUCAGGGACGCUGUUCUCUUGUUUAUUGCUUUGCAUGGUUCAGGAUAUGCUUCUGAUCUCCAGGCACCGCAGUGACAACGUGAAGCCUCAGGCUAAGACAAGGAAAGUGAAAGUUCAGGAGGAUUCCAGAAACGGGUGUUUCCAAAGGCAAGGCAGAAGGGGGCUCUCCCAGGCUUUAGGGAAUCCCAUCAUCAAACGUGAACUGCUCUGGCAGAUCUUAGCCCUCGAUUAGCAAGUGAAGGAGCAAUGACUGAAAAGGCAAAUAUGUGCCGGGAGCUGAGAGAGGGCAAAAGGUUAUCAGGGAUGCAGUUUCACUGGGAGGCAACCCAAGAAUGAACAGAGAGCAAACCGAUACUUGACUUGGGCUGCACACCAGAGAAAAGCCCAUGCUAACUCCCCCUGGUGGAAUGUAGAAGAACAGCAUGCUUGGGGAUGACAAGGUAAAACCAGAAGAGAAAUCCAGUAUUUCCACUUUUCACCGGUUGUGCCUUAUGUAAUAAGGCCACAAACACUCGCAGGGGUUUCCCUUUGGAAUUCCCUCCUUUCAGGCAUUCGUCAGCUGAAUCCAAACCUCUUUUACCAGUUCUCUUAAGAGUUUCUUUGGAGAAGUUUUUAAAGUUGCCAAGAUUAAAUUGCUUGCUUUUAGCCUGGGGUUAGUUUCAGCAUAUGAUUUUCACCAACCGUAGGCAGUCAUCACUUCAGAGUUGUGAAGCAUUUACUCUUUAGCACUUUUUCUUCUCCUAAAGAUGUACUGCAAGGCAACGGGUACAGAUUUUCCCUCUGCGUUUACACCUCAAGUCUUUCUCAUGAAUAUUGGUUUAGGAUCAGUUUUCCUUCUCCUACAGUAGAUGGGCUAACUUUCCAGGUUGAUGAGCCACUUCUGCCCCUCACUAACUCAGCAAGGGCUUGAGACCCAAUGGCUACCCUCACCUGGCUUAGGCAGCCAGCCAACUAGUCAACACAGUUUCCCAGGGUGUGGCCACUGCCGCACGUUGACAGUUCUAGGAGCCACAGGUGAGAGAUGAGGGCAGGAUGGGGACCAAAAUUGGGGAAGCUACCCCAGAAGGAGCAUGACAUGUCCCCCACCACUUCUGGAGGCAGGAAAGAAGACACAUACACUUUUUGUGGGAGGGAACAGGACAGAAGUUAAUAUUAAUCCACAUUCACCUUCAACUAUCAUUCACUAGGCUGAACUUUUAUUGUCCAAAUGUACAUAGGCACAGACUCAAAAGUUGGUACACAGCAGCACUUAUAGACGCUGGACUGCCCAGACAGAGCAACAACAGGUAUUAUCAGGACAAUAUCCAGUACUUUUAAGACUUUCACAAAGAACAUUAACAGAGCACCACACACACACACACACACACACACACACACACCAAAGCACAUCUCUGACCCAUUAGGAUCAGUGACUAAUGUAUUUACUAUUGCACUUCCAGUUUCGUCUACGGAAGGACCACAAAGCGCAUGUAAGUUGUCACACUGGGAGAUAACACCUCAAGGCAGGAACAGGAGUUCCUCAAAAUGAAUGUUACUGAAACGGGGAUUUCCUGCCUCUUUCCCACCAUACAGCCAUCUGCUAUGGAUUAGGGAGGCCUGGCAAGUGAAGUGGAAGGGCUGCAGUUGCAAAAGCUUGGUGGAAAUCACCUCCCUCUUUAAAUAAAUGGAAGAUCAACUUUGGACCCAAACUCUUUGAUUGUCCCAGGGACUGUCAGGUAAGCAUGGAAUCUGAUAUCCAGGUCAGAUUUCCACAUCCCAAGUAUCUCAGGCCUUUUUUGUUUUAAAGAGUUCCUAGCUUUUAUAGAUUGAAGGUCAGAAAAUAUGUGGGGGCAGUGAAAUCAGAAGCAAAAAGGAAGGGAAGACAGAACAGAACAUCCACCUGUCUUCCCCCCCAUUAAGCCUUUCUAGUUCAUGGGGACAUAGGAAACUGCCUUAUACAAAUUCAGAUCAUUAGCCCAUCUUGCUCAGUACUGUCCACGCUGACUGAAAGCAGCUCUCUGCAAUUUCAGCCGGACUGAAUCUAGAAUCUGCAUGCAAAGUAUGUGUUACCACAGCCCCACCCCUUUAAGAUCCUGAACUUAUAGUCCUUGCACACCCUUGGUUGUAAUUUCACAAGCAUCUAAUAAGUGCUGGUCUAUCCCCCUUCCACCACUCCCAGCCCUUGCACCAGAAUCCACAUAUGUGUGCCUAUGUUGUUUUACUGCAUUUUCUGCACUGGACACACUGGACUGGACGAUUUGGGAGGUCUCUUCCAACUCCAUCUUGGUUGCCCAUUUAACAGACCUCCCAAUUUUCAUUUUUGUUGGUUUCAGAAUCCGGGUCCUCUUCAACAGAGCGCAAGCCUCUUCUAAUCAUGCCUGAUAUAGUGAAUUUAUAGAAACUGAACUAAACCUAUCUGCUCCAUUCUAAUGCAGAACCACACAGAUAUAUCUGCUAGCCACAGCAUUAAACCAGUCUGAAAAAGUCAAGAAGUUGUUUUAAACUGCUUUUAAUAUUGUGUUCUAAUGUUGUAACUUGCCCUGUGACCUUAGGCUGAAGGGCAGGUAAUUAAUAAUCUCCCACCAGCACCUCAAAACUCUGGAAAGUAUAGCAUUAGGGGAUUGAAAAUCCCCAAGGUUUUAUGCUUUGGGAGAAAUGUUAGCUAAAUGUGUGAAUAGUUUAAAAAUAUGUAGCGCAGUCAUACCCUGAACAUAAAUAUUGUUACCUCCAGGGCCCAAAUAUAUGAGAUAAGCAACAGGAGAUUAAACUUUUAGAAGACAUCUGAAGGCAGCCCUGUACUGGGAAGUUUUGAAUGUUUGAUGUUUUAGUAUGUUUUUAUAUGUGUUGGAAGUAGCCCAGAAUGGUUGUGGCAACCCAGCCAGAUGGGUGGGGUGUAAAUAAUAAAAUUAUUAUUAUUAUUAUUAUUUGGCAGGUACCUUUUAA
This is a messenger RNA of Podarcis lilfordi (Lilford's wall lizard), 4244 nucleotides long. NCBI's taxonomy places the organism in Eukaryota, Metazoa, Chordata, Lepidosauria, Squamata, Lacertidae. The record is from the annotation of a GenBank genome assembly.